Molecule: messenger RNA, 505 nt
Organism: Perognathus longimembris pacificus (Pacific pocket mouse)
Lineage: Eukaryota; Metazoa; Chordata; Mammalia; Rodentia; Heteromyidae
Product: ubiquitin-conjugating enzyme E2 variant 2-like
Exons: 2
Coding region: 1-351 (116 amino acids)
Biological process (GO): DNA damage tolerance; protein K63-linked ubiquitination
Cellular component (GO): nucleus
Source: RefSeq, a predicted model, not a curated record
AUGAUAGAAAGAACCUAUAAGGCAGAAAUAGGGCGGGCGGCUGCGCAGGGCUGCAGGAGAAGAUGGCGGUCUCCACAGACAAAUUAUGAAAACAGAAUAUAUAGCCUAAAAGUAGAAUGUGGGCCUAAAUAUCCAGAAGCUCCUCCAUCAGUUAGAUUUGUAACAAAAAUUAAUAUGAAUGGAAUAAACAAUUCCAGUGGAAUGGUGGAUGCACGGAGCAUACCAGUGUUAGCAAAGUGGCAAAAUUCCUAUAGCAUCAAAGUUGUACUUCAAGAGCUGAGACGACUAAUGAUGUCCAAGGAGAAUAUGACGCUUCCACAGCCACCCGAAGGACAAACAUACAACAAUUAAUUGUAGUGAAUCUCAGAUUUGUCUUACAUCAACAACCUUCUACUCAUAUUAAUGUCUUGAUUAAAUAUCACAAUGCAAAAUACCUACACAUUAAGUAAGAGAAUUCCAGCUGGUAAACAUGACCUGGACAUUUGUAAGAAUAUAUUUAAUAUAU